UGUCAUAUUCUCUUCCUGGUUGAAAAGAUGGCGGCUAAUCAAGCUUUGCGCCAAUUCGUCCCUCCAUCCCUGUCUGCUAAAGUUGAAGGCUCAUUUGCAUAUCUCACAGUGAGAGACAGGUUGCCGACCAUCCUGACAAGAGUCAUUGACACCAUCCAUCGCAACAAAAACAAGUUCUUUGAGGAGUUUGGAGAGGAGGGAGUCCAGGCAGAGAAGAGGACCAUUGGCUUUCUUUCUAAGCUCAGAAAUGAGCUGCUGACAGACAAGCCUGUCCUGGUUCUGUGUGAUGGCCUGGAGGACACAGACAGCUGGAACCAGUACCUCCAGAGACAGCAGAGUCUACUGGGGGAGCGGGACCCCGUCAGCUGGUUCAAGUCCCCCUGGCUCUACAUAGAGUGCUACAUGUACCGCAGGAUACAGGAGGCCAUCUGGCUCAAUCCCCCCAUCAGCGACUUUGAUGUGUUUAAUGAAAGCAAGACGCAGAGUUUCUUUGAGUCCCAGCAGGCUGUGAUAUCCCUGUGUACAUAUCUACAGGGAUUCAACAGGAACAUGGACGACCUCUCAGAGACACAGCUCAUGGAGCAGUUCCACAAACUACUACAGGUGUCUCUGUGGGGUAACAGGUGUGACCUGUCCAUCUCUGCUGGCAUGGAGAACUCUCAGAAGGCCAGUCCCAUUGACUCCCUGUCUGACCUGAAGUCUUUUAUCCUGGUGGACGACUCCAACAUGGUGUGGUCUGCUCUGACCUCUGCCCAGAGACCAGGGGAGGAUGGCAAAACCACCCCAGGGAGGGUGGACAUCGUCCUGGACAACGCUGGCUUCGAGCUGGUCACAGACCUGGUCCUCGCUGACUUCCUGGUGUCCGCUGGUCUGGCCAGGGAGGUCCGCUUCCAUGGCAAGUCCAUCCCCUGGUUUGUCUCCGACGUCACCUCGCACGACUUCCAGUGGACCAUCCGCCAGACCCUGGCGGCCAAUCACAAGUGGAUGUCCAAGAGCGGCGUCCAAUGGCAGAGCUACGUACGGGAGGGCGUGUGGUCCUAUCAUGACCACCCGUUCUGGACAAUGCCUCAUGAGUACUGUGACAUGGCGGGCGACGCGCCUGACCUCUACGCGACACUGCAGGGAGCCGACCUGAUUCUGUUUAAAGGAGACCUGAACUACAGGAAGCUGACUGGGGACAGGGAGUGGGAUCACAUGGUGCCGUUUGCUAGGGCACUGAGAGGAUUCGGCCCAGCUCCCCUGUGCAGUCUGAGGACUCUGAAGGCUAACAUCCAGGUGGGGCUCCAGCCGGGGCAGGGGGAGAACCUCAACACCCAGGAACCCAGCUGGAUGACCAGCGGGAAGUACGCUGUGAUCCAGUUCUCCAGCCCUCACAGGGAACAGUAGACCUAUCUGGGACAGGAAAUGACGUCAAUAUGUUCAUAAUAAGUGGUGUCAUCAUAAUCAGAGGAAGUACGGGCGUGAGCAGGGCCAGUGUACUUGUAACCAUAUGCCAGGUUAGAGGUGUUUGUUUUGUCGUAGAACUACCUAAUGUAUUUAAAUGAGGAGAGUGGUUUAAAGGAGGAUGAUAGAGGAUACUUUAAAAAGAGGAGGGUAGUUAAAUAGGGAGUGGCUGCAGAUCCAACUUCUCUGGACCCGUUGUCCCGACAGCUAAAGGUUGGAAGCUUCUGUGAAUGUGUGGUAAUCUCUACUUUACACACCGUCUCUGUUCUAUUUGUUCAGCUGCCCAGAGAAGAAGCUACUCUGGCGAAAGGUGAUUGUUUAAUAAAGUUAGAUCAAACUUGAAUCAUUGUAAGAUUACAUAAAGAUAAUAUUCUACAGAACCAAAUUAAAUAGCAUAGUAUAACAUUACUGUAUGACAAAAAACACCUAAUUUCUUAUAUUUUAGGAUGAUUGUGCUCAUCGUCACAUUUUUCUCUCAUGCGGUCUAAACUCAACAGUGCACGCCACUCAGAAAAGGUAUGCUACAGUUUAAUACCAUCUGCAAAAAAAUGUGCUCAAGGUACAUAACUAAUUCAAAACACUGUAGCCUACUUCAAAACAACACUGUAGCCUACACUCAAUAAUAUUUAAAUGCAUAUGCCCAUGAAACUGAUUGCAAAUGGUUGGCGUGCAGAUUCUGCAUGGAUGUUUCACCGGUAAAACUUGGAAGAAUUAUCAUUCACGAUCGACAGUGAGAAAUGCGAAGGGAGGGUGACCAGAAGUGUGGGUGUGCGUAGAGUUAAAGAAACGCAUGCACAGAACGUGAGUGGGAUCUUCAGCUCUGGGGAAAGGGAUCCAGUGGGAUCUUCAGCUCUGGGGAAAGGGAUCCAGUGGGAUCUUCAGCUCUGGGGAAAGGGAUCCAGUGGGAUCUUCAGCUCUGGGGAAAGGGAUCCAGUGGGAUCUUCAGCUCUGGGGAAAGGGAUCCAGUGGGAUCUUCAGCUCUGGGGAAAGGGAUCCAGUGGGAUCUUCAGCUCUGGGGAAAGGGAUCCAGUGGGAUCUUCAGCUCUGGGGAAAGGGAUCCAGUGGGAUCUUCAGCUCUGGGGAAAGGGAUCCAGUGGGAUGGGGCUGUGACCUCUGGAUCCCCAGCCUCUGCCAUUUAAAUAAUGAUCAACUGCUGGUUAGCAAUCCAUCCUUGCAUAACUACAAAACAAUGACGUUUACUUCUCCCAUUUAACAAAUGUGUUGACGGUUGUUUACCAUCAUUCAGUACUAGGGUCGGGCUCUACCUCGAUUCCAGUUCAAAUCAGUUAAUUUAGAAGCAUUGAAAUUCCAAGUCAUGAAUUGAAACAUGCUUAUCUGAUCUUAAGUUACUUUUUUUCCAGCCAUAUUAUGUAAUUUCUGUAAUGUUUUUGUCUCCCCAACAGCGACUACACAAAAUAUAGAUUUGAGACACAUUUCAUUCAUAAUCAGAGGCAAUAAGAUGCAAUUUGAACAUUUACAUGUUAAGUUGGCCUGUCGUGAAUAGUUUAGAAUUGUUAUUUUAAGUUGAGACCUUAUGUAACACCCAAAGCCAGCGGCUAUUGUUUAGCCAUUUAAUUUGCAUGAGCUUGGCGAGACAUUACAGAGUAACUUGUGGUUGCUGGUAUUUUUCUGGGUCUUAAUCAACGUCAUCAGUUUGUCUUGUCAAUUAAUUGCAUGCGUUUUUGUUUGCAUACAUCGGGGUUUGCACAGUGACCACAGUCCCGGAGUUUACAUUUUCAUAGUUAAAUAACUGAAGUUGAACUACAAGGUAAUGUUCCCACUCUGGGAAGCUAUAGAUAAAUCAUAGUCUUUGGGGCAGUGCAAUCACACGUACAAGGUGUCUUUUGUUAAAAGAAUAGCACUAACACCUGUCUAAUGAUGUAUUUCUGUUUGUUUGAUGGUACAAACUGUUAUUUACGACUGUCAUUAGAAUGCCUCUGUAACCAGUGCUGGUGCUGUUGUGAUCCUAAAUGACUGGAUUGUUCUCUUUGCAGAAAUCUGGAACAAAAAUUGUCAUAUUAUGAUGGACUUGGUUUAAAUAAAGAACUUCAAUGACUGGU
Oncorhynchus masou masou (cherry salmon) is the source of this 3503-nucleotide messenger RNA. RefSeq names its product acidic residue methyltransferase 1 (gene dcph1). Gene Ontology annotation, cellular component: nucleus. Gene Ontology annotation, molecular function: phosphatase activity. The coding region runs from base 28 to 1386 and encodes 452 amino acids. NCBI's taxonomy places the organism in Eukaryota, Metazoa, Chordata, Actinopteri, Salmoniformes, Salmonidae. The transcript is spliced from 5 exons. The record is from RefSeq and is a predicted model, not a curated record. Gene Ontology annotation, biological process: DNA damage response.